AUGGACCACGUCAUGUCGGAUGACACUCCCGACCCGACCGGGGAGGAGUUCCUUCUUGACGAUCCCAUUGACGACCUCCCGCUUGAGGACCUCGGCGGUGAUGACUCUCCUGCUGCCAAGAAGCCUUGUGUUGCCACGGAUGGGUCUGAUGAUGGUAACCCCGGGACCUCCGCGGGUGUUUUGGCGACUCCCCCGAAUGCGCGCACUGCAUCAGCCCCUCAGCAGGGGCAGAACAUGCUCGUGCAAUCUGUCCUCAACCCCCGGGCGCAAGUCAACCAGCCCCCCCCGGUGCCCACUCCCAGCCCCGAGCCUGCCAUGGCUCCCCCGACGUCUCCUCCGCCUACUCAGCCGGUCCACGUGAAUGGGGCAGUCCCGGUGUCGGCGGCAGCGGAGCCCCCACCUCCCCGCCCCCUCCGCCGCCCGCGUUUGGCCGUUGCGGGUUCGGUUUCUCUCCCCCGCCGCCGCCGGGCGGUAGUCACCCUUCUGCUGCCGGAAGCUGGUGCUGACGCGAAUCGGGCCGACAUUUUGGUCCGCCCUCCUCCGGGGACACAUGUUCCCGAACGGAACCAUUCCUCCUUACGAGGCUACGUGAUCAACGGCGCGACCACACUCUCUGUCCGCAAUGUUCCCAUUGGUUACGACCCGGACGACAUUAAGGAGUUCCUCCUGAACGCCACGACGGAGGAUGGCCUGCCGUGGCUUGAGGACCUCCAGCACUUCCACCGGGUCUCGGACCCCUUUGAGGGAGUGGCCUUCACGAUUAUGGAUGGACUCCCGAUACCAUGCCCUGAUGACCAUACCUUCAAACGCAUCCCGGCGUCCAUCCCCCUGGAGGAAGGAGGCCUACCCAUGCUGCUCAACUUCUCGUCUCACACGUGCUCCUUCUGCGCGAGCAACCACCGGGAUGCGGACCAUGAGUCCUUUGCGGCGCGCCGUAGGCAGCGCCUCCCCAACAAGCACACUAUCUCGGUUGGCCAGCUCCAGCAAACCAAUGGCCAGAUCCUUGGCGCACAUGCUGUGCCUGUGUCGUUCCGCAACGACCCUGGCCUGCUCUUCAUUGGGCUCGACUCGCUCGUCGAAACAUGGACCUGCGUCCUCUGCGAUUUCCGCUGCGGAAAGGCUCUCGACAGCGCUAUGUCUCACAUGGCUUCCGGUCAGCACGCCACGCAGCUGCGUGCCACCUCUCACCUCCCUCCGGCCAAGGAAAAGUACAGUACUUGGCGUGCUUUAACCCUGCUCGAGGAGCCGCGCAUUGCAACCUUCAUGCGUGCCUGA
Molecule: messenger RNA, 1275 nt
Organism: Closterium sp. Naga37s-1
Lineage: Eukaryota; Viridiplantae; Streptophyta; Zygnematophyceae; Desmidiales; Closteriaceae
Source: the annotation of a GenBank genome assembly